Ipomoea triloba (trilobed morning glory) is the source of this 7160-nucleotide messenger RNA. RefSeq names its product protein virilizer homolog. NCBI's taxonomy places the organism in Eukaryota, Viridiplantae, Streptophyta, Magnoliopsida, Solanales, Convolvulaceae. The record is from RefSeq and is a predicted model, not a curated record. The coding region runs from base 130 to 6735 and encodes 2201 amino acids. Gene Ontology annotation, cellular component: RNA N6-methyladenosine methyltransferase complex. The transcript is spliced from 28 exons. Gene Ontology annotation, molecular function: RNA binding.
CGGCGUCGGGGUUUAACCGGGGAUGUUCAGCUCUUCUGCGUAUAUGCUCCUUCCUACAAGAUGUACAUACUAAAACCCUAACAAAGAUUCGACCCGACUCCGCUAAUUCAACUGAGAAGUAGAAGGAAAAUGGGUCGACCCGAACCGUGUGUGCUCUUCGCCCAGACAUUCGUUCAUCCCCUACUGGAUGAAUACGUUGACGAGGUGUUAUUUUCAGAGCCUGUUGUCAUUUCUGCCUGUGAGUUUCUUGAACAGAAUGCAUCAUCUGCAUGUUCAGCAGUGCCACUUGUUGGGGCAACAUCACCUCCUUCAUUUGCCAUGGAGGUUUUUGUUCAGUGUGAAGGGGAGACAAGGUUUAGACGAUUAUGCCAGCCUUUUUUGUAUUCUCAUUCUUCAUCAAAUGUUCUUGAAGUUGAGGCAGUAGUCACCAAUCAUUUGGUUGUUAGGGGCAGCUAUCGCAGCCUGAGCUUGGUCAUAUAUGGAAAUACUGCAGAAGAUCUUGGCCAAUUUAAUAUAGAAGUUGAGCUGGACAACUCUUUAGCAAAUACUGUUAGUGCUGUUGAAGGAAAUCUUGAUGACCUUCCACCUGCAUUACGUCCAACUAAUGUCACUAUGCUGGAGAAUUUGUCUCCAUUGAAAUCAUUAUCUUUAAAAGUUCCCCGGCUUGAUAUUCCUAUAGAGAUCAAACAGUUCUUACAACUUGCACUUAAAAUUUUGGACUGUCAAAAUCUUGGACAUGCAACUGAUAGACUUCUUAGUUCCAUAUUAUCAGUUGCCUCAGUCUACACAACUUCUUGCCUGCAUUCUACAGUUACCAUCAAUAAGCAACUCAGACCAGAUAAGAGUGAUGGCGAUGUUCAUAAUGUCCUUAUUGAAGCCGGAAAAGAGCUUUCUGAGAUAUAUAAGGACCUUAAUUCUCAAUCUGGGAAUGAGUUAUCAGAAUUUUCUACUGAGGGUGUGCAUACAGUGUUGGGGGCAGAUAUUGCUAGUACUGAACAGCUUGUUGAUGCACUCAGUCAUUACUUCAAAGAUGGUCAAGGUAUUUGCAAUGACAGCAAUUCUGGGCUUUCAAAGAAGGAGAAUACUAUUCUUUGGUUAGCUCUGGCUGUUAUCUUGUGUUCUACCAGAGAAAGCUGCUUUCACUUUGUUAACUAUGGUGGAAUGCAGCAACUUGGAUAUGCUUUUAGACACCACAUGCAGAAUUCAACUGCUCUGAAGUUAAUGCUUCUUGGAGUUAUUGAGCAGGCUACUCAACAUUCAGUUGGCUGUGAAGGUUUCCUCGGAUGGUGGCCUCGUGAAGAUGAGAAUAUCCCUUCUGGUAUUAGUGAUGGCUAUAAUCAACUAUUGAAGUUAUUGUUGAAGAAUCAGCGGCAUGAUGUUGCUCUGCUCUCAACAUAUAUACUUCAUCGAAUGCGCUUCUAUGAAGUGGCUUCCAGAUAUGAGCAUGCUGUAUUAUCCAUACUGGAUGGUCUCUCUGUGGUUAGUCAGGUUAAGAGUGACAUUUUGGACAUGCUUGCCAAUGCUAAAGUCCAGCUCAAAAAUCUCUUGAAAUUAUUAAAUUCCUGUUGCCCUAUUGAAGAUCCUUCUCCGGUUGCUUGUGCGAGUAGAUCUUUGCUUCUUGGUGAUGCUGGACAGCUGUCAUAUAAAUCUACAAGUGGCUUGGUUUCACUGUCCAAUUGUUGCUACCCUAACAAGGAUGUCGAUACACAUUUGCUUUCUCUUCUAAAAGAGAGGGGUUUCCUUCCUUUGUCUGCUGCUUUGUUGUCAUCUUCCGCUCUACAAUCUGAUAAAGGUGGCAUGCUGGAUAUUUUCGUGGAUAUUGUGUCAUAUUUAGAGGCCAUAAUUCUUUCACUUAUCUCUUGCCGUUCAGGACUAGUUUUCCUUGCUAGCAAUCCUGAACUGUCUACCACAAUAAUUCAUGCCUUAAGGGGUACUUAUAACCGGAAGAAGGAAGAGUCAGUUUGUCUUCGCUAUGCCUCUGCCUUGAUUUCCAAGGGUUUCUUUCGUCACCCGCAUGAAGUUGCAAUGAUAGUGGAGAUGCAUUUGAAGGCGAUUAAUGCUGUUGAUCUUUUAGUAACAUCGAAUUUGAACUCAACAUCAAAUCUCAACUCUGAGGACUUCUUAUGGAUAUUAUGGAAGCUUUGUGGUCUUUCCCGCUCUGAUGGUGGACGUGAAGCUUUGUUAGCUUUGGUGCAUUUUCCUGAGGCAGUUUCAGUUUUAAUGGCAACACUACACUCUGCAAAGGAAUUGGAUCCAAGCUCCGUAAAUAGUGUUGCUUCACCAUUAAACCAUGCAAUCUUUCACUCUGCUGCUGAAAUAUUUGAAAUCAUUGUUUCCGAUUCAACUGCAUCUUCUUUGGCAUCUUGGAUUGAUCAUGUGAAGGAACUGCAUAAACUAUUACUGUCUUCCUCCCCUGGUUCAAACAAAAAGGACGCUCCAGCACGACUCUUGGACUGGAUUGAUGCUGGCGUAGUUUACCAUAGAAGUGGAGCUAUUGGUCUUCUACGGUAUGCUGCUGUGUUGGCUUCUGGAGGGGAUGCACAUAUGGCCUCAACAAGUGUUUUAUCAUCUGAUGUGAUGGAUAUUGAUAAUUUUAUUGGCGAUUCUUCAAGUACUUCUGAUGGUAAUCUGAUUGACAAUAUUCUUGGAAAACGCAUCACUGAAAAAGAUUUUCCAGGUGUCAUUCUUCGUGACUCAUCUGUUGUUCAAUUGACAACUGCAAUCCGACUUUUGGCAUUCAUUUCUGAUAACAUGACUGUUGCUGCUGCACUUUAUGAUGAGGGUGCUGUGAUGGUUGUUCAUGCUAUUUUGAUAAACUGUAGGCUCUUGCUUGAGAGAUCAUCUAAUGUCUAUGAUUACCUUGUUGAUGAGAGUACGGAAUGCAAUUCAACUUCGGACAUAUUGCUUGAGCGUAAUCGUGAACAGAGCCUAAUUGAUCUACUCAUUCCUUCUUUGGUGCUGCUGAUUAAUCUUUUGCAGAAGUUACAGGAAGCAAAGGAGCAGCACAGAAAUACAAAACUAAUAAAUUCCCUUGUACAGUUGCAUCGAGAAGUGAGCCCAAAGUUAGCUGCCUGUGCAGCAGAUCUAUCUUGCCCUUGUCCCAAAUUGGCACUUGGUCUUGGAGCUGUUUGCCAUCUUCUUGCAUCAGCAUUAGCCUGUUGGUCUGUUUAUGGGUGGACUCCUGGCCUUUUCCAUUUCCUCCUUGACAGUCUUAAUGCAACUUCAGUUGUAGCACUUGGUCCAAAGGAAACCUGCAGCCUUUUGUGUCUUCUGAAUGAUCUGUUUCCAGAUGAACGUGUCUGGCUUUGGAAAGAUGGAACACCCAUGUUGGCUACACUUAGGGCAUUGGCUGUAAGGACACUGUUAGGACCUCAGAAGGAAGAAGAAGUUAAUUGGUACCUACAGCCUGGACACAGUGAGAAACUACUUGCCCAGUUGACACCACAACUUGGCAAAAUCGCUCAGAUUAUUCUGCAUUGUUGUGUUAGUACAUUGAUCGUGGUGCAAGACAUGCUGCGAGUCUUCAUUACUCGUAUCGCAUACUUAAGCACUGAUAAUGCUUCAGUACUUGUACGGCCUAUUAUAUUGAAGAUCCAUGAUCAUCUUUCUGACCACUCAAUAUUGUCAGAAGUGGAUACCUACAAGGUUCACCACCUGCUUGUUUUUCUCUCUCUUCUAUUAGAGCAUCCACAAGCUAAGAAAAUUAUGUUAAAGGAUGGUGCUGUUCAGAUGCUAAGUGAAGUGCUUCAGAAAUGUUUAGCUGUUGUCAGUUUAGAUCCCAAAGUGUUCCUAGAGAACAGAAAUGUUAGUGGCAAAGUGACUUCAGUAGUCAGUUGGUGCAUCCCAGUUUUCAAGUCCAUCUCACUAAUUUGUGAUAGUAGAACACAUGGACAAAGUAUUUCAGUUCCUGAUAGGCACAUCUCUGAAACUUUUACAGCUAAGGAAUGUAUCUUAGUCCUUACAUAUCUUCUCACAUUUUGUAAGAUACUGCCAGUUGGAAAAGAAUUGCUCGCCUGCCUCUCAGCUUUUAAAGAAUUGUGUUGUUCUGCAAGAGGAAAAAGUUCUUUGCUUUCCAUUUGUCAGCAUAUUCUGUUAAGUAAUGAGGAUCGUGAGUCUGAGAGUCGGUUUGCAAAUAUUCAUGACAUCAUCAACACAUUUGAUUGGAAGGAUUAUCCUCCAUUGGAAUAUUGCUGGCGUUUGGUGUUGAGCUCAGUUGCUUCAAAGAAUGUUUCUCUCGCAUAUACUGUUGAGGCUAUUGGAACACUAUCAUUGGGUUCUUUGUACUUCUGCAUGGAUGCAGACAGUGUGAACCUGGAGAGGGUUGAAGCAAUGCAGUACCUUGUUGGUUUUAAGAAUGGGAGUAGCCCACCGGUACUUUGUGAGGAGAGCAUGAAAUCUUUUGAGAACUAUACCAGUUUGUUUGGAUCAAUGGGAAAUGAUGAUAUGUAUUCUGUGGGUUUUGACAAGGCUUAUCUGGACCACGUCAAGGAGUUAGCAAGGUCACUAAUGCUUUUGUUGCAUGGACCUACUGGCACUGUGAAGGCAAAUGAAAUUGCCAGCAUCCUUUCCACUUCACCUAUUGAUACUACAGUUUGUUCUAAGAUUCAUAAACUUGUAGAUGGAAGUGUUGGAAGAAUAGAGGACGAUAGCUUAGAUGAACAUGGAGACAAUUUUCUGUGGGAGUGUCCUGAAAAUUUGCGAGAUAGGUUGACGCAAACUGGGCUUGCCAGUAAAAGGAAAAUCUCCUCAAUGGAGGGGUCAAAUAGGCGUGCCAGGGGAGAUGCUUCCUCAGCCGAGACUGCUGCACCAGGUGCAUUCUCAAGGGGGUCUGUACCCCCUGUUGUUGUUUCUGGCCCUACUCGAAGAGAUACUUUCAGACAACGAAAGCCCAACACUAGCAGACCUCCUUCCAUGCAUGUUGAUGACUAUGUUGCAAGAGAAAGAAAUGCUGAUGGGUCCAACAAUUCUAAUGUCAUUGCUGUGCCAAGAAUUGGAUCUUCUAGUGGGAGACCACCAUCUAUUCAUGUAGAUGAAUUCAUGGCCCGACAAAGGGAGCGUCAGAAUAGUGUGGGGUUGCCAGUUACUGAUGUUGCUGCUGCACAAGAGAAACUGGCUCCUGUUGAGAAUAAAGCAGAUGUAGAGAAAUCAACUAUGCCUCGCCAGUUGAAACCUGUUCUUGAUGAUGACCUUCAGGGAAUAGAAAUUGUUUUUGACGCUGAGGAGGCUGAACCUGAUGAUAAACUGCCUUUCCCUCAGCCAGAUGACCAUCUACAACAACCUGGAUCUGUCAUUGUUGACCAAAAUUCUCCUCGUUCAAUUGUUGAAGAGACUGUGAGUGAGGUGAAUGAGACUAGACAGUUUUCUCGUGUGGGUACUUCCAAGGUAUCUAACCCCGCCGAUGAAAAUACACACAGUGAAUUUUCUUCUUCACGGAUGUCAGUUUCUCGUCCUGAGAUGGCAUUGACACGAGAGCCAAGUGUUUCUUCGGAUAGGAAGUUCAGCGACCAGUCUGAGGAACCAAGGAGUUCCACGGUAAAAACUUCCAAUGGGUUCGAUUCUCUGGGAAAAGCUGUUAGUACUGGUGCAUUUCCCAAGGCUUCUGCUUCACCUCUACAGACAACCGUUGACUCUCACUCAACAGCAAAUAUUUAUACGAGAACUACUGGAGGACAAAAUCCCGCUAUUGCUUCUCAAGGAUAUUAUGAUCAGAAAUCACAACCACCAAGUCAGGCCCCUUUACCUCUAAUGCCACCUCUAGCAACAACCUCAUCUGUAUUUUCAAAUCCUGCAGAUCACACUGUUCAACCAGACUAUUUGUCUGCACGGAACAGCAAUUCUGCUUCUACGACCUCCAGUCCUUUGCCAGAUUCCAAGUAUGGUCGUACAACACUCUCUUCAGCUGGUGGAUCCACCAGACCUUUUCCACCACUUCCACCAACACCACCUCCUUUUGCAGUUCCUACUAGCUUUUCCUCAUUAAAACCUUCCGCUUCACAGUCUCCGGUCUAUAAUCAGAAUGUUUCUGGUACAACUGAGCUUCAGCAGACCUCAGCAAGCGAUGCUCGACUGGCUAAUCUUGCAGCUUCUGGGCCCAUACUGACCACUUUCUCUCCCCCUCCUUUAGCACCUCCCUUACUUUUCAGUAGACCCAGUUCAAUCCCUGUUAAUCCCUAUGGAAGUAACUCAGCUCCACACCAUAUAGAAAGCCUACCCAGUAACGCACAAAAUCUUCCUGCUUCCUUGCCUUCCAUUCACUCUUUACCAUCUAUUGCUCAAUUGCAGCCAUUGCAGCCACCACAACUUCCUCGUCCACCAUCACAGCAUCUCAGACCAUUCAUGCCAGGUUCACUGCAGUCAGACCAGGGAGUUUCAUUGUUACAGAGCCGAAUGCACAUGCAAAUGCAACCAUUACAGAUGUUACAUCAACCCCAACUUUCUCCAGGUCAUGUAUAUUAUCAGACCCCCCAACCACAGGAGAAUAUUUCACAUUCUCUACAGCAACAGCAACUGCAGCAGCAGCAGCAACAACAACAACAACAUGAUCAUCUUCUGCCACAAGGUUCACGUCAACAAGGUGAUUCCCAGCAACAAGAUUCUGGGAUGUCAUUACAAGAUUUCUUUAGAUCCCCAGAAGCUAUUCAGUCUCUAUUGAGUGACAGGGACAAACUCUGCCAGUUGCUUGAACAACAUCCAAAGCUGAUGCAGAUGCUUCAGGAUAGAUUAGGCCAAUUGUAGGCGUACGUUUUAUUUGCUCAAAUUCAGAGCCUUGAGAAUGUCAAAGGGCGGGCAGUCUUCAAAUUGGAGCGAAUUCAGCACUGCCAAAUCCCCUGUUGGUUUCAACUCUCUGCGGGUUGUCUAUACCAUGUUGUAUCAAAUAUCUAUCAUAUAUUAAUUGAUGUAUUAAAGUUUUGAUUCAAUGUACUGUAAAUUCUGUGUAGCAUGUACAUUACUGUUAACUUUCGGUAGCUACUACCUAGACAUUCUGCACAAAAGCAUGUGUUCUCCACACUUUACCUUAGCCUGAUUUAGUUUGAGCCAACUAAAAAUAGAUCAGAGGUAAGGUAGAGAUAUCUCUCAACAUUGUUAAAUACUACUGUCUGUAAGGCAAGUAUGGAUGGACAAGUUAGACGUAUUUUGGGUUAACCGAGUUUCCACACAAA